Molecule: messenger RNA, 4883 nt
Organism: Oryzias melastigma (Indian medaka)
Lineage: Eukaryota; Metazoa; Chordata; Actinopteri; Beloniformes; Adrianichthyidae
Gene: tdrd12
Product: tudor domain containing 12
Exons: 37
Coding region: 174-4364 (1396 amino acids)
Biological process (GO): transposable element silencing; germ-line stem cell division
Molecular function (GO): ATP binding; nucleic acid binding
Source: RefSeq, a predicted model, not a curated record
GACCUGAUGAGUCCUGCAGUACCGACCCCACCCAGCAGGCGUCGUUGCGCCAUUGCGCCAUUGCGCCAUUGCGCCAUAGCAAUCUGAGACUCCUUUUCACUUUGACUCCGUCAGACAUUCGGCAGCUGUUCUUCAGUGCAAGUGUUAAACAGCGGCGGAGUGGAUUCACUGACAUGUCAAAAAUCUUCAUCCAAAAGAUUGAGAGUCCUUCUUGCCUCUGGUGUCGAGUGAUUCAAGAACCUGGUGUCGACACAGAGACAGCAGAACAAUAUUCCAAGCUUCAGGCUCGAAUGAACCUUUUCUACAAUGACUUGACCCAGGACCAGUCGAGGCUGAUUCCCACUUCGUUUGAGGAAAAUGAGGUGUAUGCUGUGUUCUGGGAGGAGAGGAAGUUUUGGUGUCGCGUUGUGGUGAAGUCCAUCACGGUGGAUUCAGUUACCUGUCUGGCCUGCUGCUUCCUGGUCGACUAUGGAGAAAGAAUCGUAGUUUCUUCAGACAAGAUCCGGCUGACAGUUCCUGACUUUCUGCAGCUGCCUUUCUGGGCGCAGAAGUUCCACUUGUCUGGAAUCAAACCAACAACACUGCGGGUUCCUUUUCUGGAGGAGAAGGCCGAGCUCAUUCCAUCCAGUCAGUGGGACAUCUCUGCCACACUUUACCUGCACAGUCUGCUCAAAGCAUCUCUCUCCAUGGAGGCUGUGCUGUUGGAAAGUGAGUCAGACUCAACUGCUAUAGAGCUUUAUCUGUCCACUGGGGACUUCAAGAUCUGUGUCAACGACGAGUUGGUGUCCAAGAAGUUUGCAUAUUACAGCGAAGAGUCUGGACGAGGUGGUCUGGAUCCAUGGGGCAGAAUUCCUGUCAAAUUCUGCUCCAUCUUAACCCAAAUUGACUCAGCGUCUUCCAUCAAGCUGGAGGCCGUUAAACCUCCACCAACGUCUGUAAAACCAGAGCAGCCUUUGGAAGUGGAAGCAGAGGAUCUGCUGGCAUCUUACCCUCAGGACGAUGGUUGUGACUUGGAGGUCCUGGAGAAGCAGCUGUCAUCAAGCAGCAUAUCUAUGAGUGACCCAGAACCUUGUUCUGCAGUGAGUGAUUCAUUAGAAGACACAGACUCUUGUUUGGCUGCGUCUUUGGGGAAAAACCAGGAUCUAUUCAGGUUCCUAAAGCAUCUGAAUCCUGACGACAAAACCCAGCAUUCUCUUCCUGGGGUGGGUCUUGAUGAAGAAUUGAACAUGUGUCGACCUGUGCAGAAGAACAAACACUCAACUACGUGGACCGAACAAAAACUCAGUCUGAAAGAUGAAGCUGUUUGCAGCAGUGAAGGAGAAAAUCCAGCAGAGGAGGAGAACGGUCCUGGUAAACUAAUAACGUCUGGACGGGCAGAAGCAGGGAAACCCUUUUGUGGUCGAAAAGACUUGGCGAGCUCCUGCUUUUUGGAGUGGUUGAACCCCGGACCCUCUAAUCCAGAUCAAGAGGAUUCAGAUGACGCAGCUCCCCACUGUGAUCCAUGCCUGAGUGGGGUUUUGGUGCACUCUUCCCUCCCCGUAGAAGCCUGCAGCAGUCUGGAAGACGCCCCCGUCACUUAUCCUCUCCGUCGGGCGCUGCUUAAACAAAAGUACGGCAGCCUGUCUUCAGCUGACUGCUACAGUUGGCCGGCUGUGGCCCAGGGGAACAGCACUGUGAUCAUCUCCCACAGCUCUGACCAGCCACUCAGUUUCCUUGCCCCCAUCCUAACCCACAUCCUGUUGAACUCUCUGUACACCCCCCGCAUGUCAAGCUUAGGGCCCAUGGUACUGGUGCUCUGUCCAGGCUGGGAGAGGGUCCAGAUGGUGUUCAGUGUGCUGGAAGAGACCAAGGUUUCUGAAAGCCUUCAUCCGGACGUCGCUCUUCUGGGGGUGGGCAAGGACCAAGCCAAAAAUUUUAAACUUCCCAAAAACUGCCUUAUGUUAGUGACCACGCCGUUCACAAUGGUCCGUCUGCUGUCCUGCCACUGCCGCCUCUUCCAGCGGCUGUACCACCUGGUGCUUGACGAGGCCGAUCAGCUCUUCGCUCGUGCUCCUGAUCAGAUGAAAACCAUCUUGCAGCACUUCCACAAAGUCGUUUCCACCGAGGAGAAAACCCUUUACCCUCAGCAGCUGGUUUGUGUGGCUAAAAGGUGGAGCCCCCAAAUGGAGGCUAUGGUGACUGCUUACAUGCCGUACCCCAGCAUCGUCAUAACCAUCCCUGAAGAAGCUGGUCUCUAUGGAAACGUUCAACAGAUCGUCCUUAUGACUGUGGAGAGCAUGAAGAUCUCAGUGCUGAUGGGGGUGUUGGACUUCAGCCCCCUCGUCUGCCAGAAGACUUUGAUCAUAGCAAAUUCUUCACAGGAUGUAGAUUACGUUUAUGAGGCUGUGAGCAGCAAGUCAGCAUUCUGUCUGAAGACCCACGAGGGCUUAACCCACCAGUUUGACUCUGUCGUUCAGCAGUGGAGCAAAGACAUUGGAGCUGGUUCUCACCUUAUUCUAGUGACCACAGAUGAAUGCCUGAAGUGUCUCGGCAUCAGAGAUGCAACAUGUGUCGUUCAUUAUGAAUUUCCAGCAGCACGCAAAUGGUUUGGGAGAAGACUGUUCUGCAUGUUCAAAAACUUCAGGAACCUUUCUAAGCAAACCCAGCGCUGCUCCAGUGUUGCUCGCUCCGUGCUGCUGGUCUCAGAGAAGGACUCUCGCCACAUCGUUGGUGUUAUGCGCUACCUCAGACGGACCGAUGCCCUGCUUCCUCCAGAGCUGCUGGCCUUCGAGCAGGGGGUCCUGAAAGCCCGUGACGAGCAGAAAAUGAGUCGUCCUCUCUGCAGCUACCUAAAGAGCUUUGGAGUGUGCAGAGACAGCAGUGUGUGUCCUGAUCGACACACAUUCUCUCCUCUGCUGGAUCGGUCUACACUCCCUGCAGCUGGAAUCAUAGAAGUUGUUCCUCUCUUCAUAAAGACUGCAUCAGUGUUUUGUGGCCGUUUGGUCAGGAAGGAGGACAGGGAGUUUGAUGAAAUGGUCUCUGGCAUGGCUUCUUAUUAUGCUGACAAGAAACCAGAAGCCAGAGAUCUUCAGGAAGGAGGGUUGUAUGCUGUUCAGGAGGAGGACUUCUUCCACAGGGUGAAGAUCCUGUCUUUGCCCAAAAGUGACGGGAGUCUGUUCUUCUGCGUCUAUGUCCGGUUCAUCGAUGUUGGCAGAGAAAAGGAAGUCAAGUCCUAUCAGAUCUUAAAGCUGCCGGAGCACUUUCAUUCCCUUCCCGAGCAGGCCGUGGAGAUCACGGUGUGCGGGGUGAAGCCUGCUGAUGCCGAGAUCGACUGGCACCCCAAGGUCAUCAGAACCAUCAGUCAGAAGAUCCGAGGACUGCAGCACCGGGCCACAGCAGUUCUAAGCCUGGGAAACACUAUUUUUGUUGAUCCGAUGGUCCGUGUCACUCAGGUGCCAGGCAUGAAAACUCUCAUCAAUGAAUACAACGUCCAGUUGGAGAUUCUGAACACUGGAAUGGGGUUUAGAAACCCAGAUCAUCUGGACCUUCUGAAGGCAUUGUGCCAAGAUGAAAAGGCUUGCAGUCACAAAGAGGACGUUCACCCAUCAGGAUUCUGGGAUAUGCUGUCAUGUGUGAAUGUCAGAACCACAGCAGAGAAUGGAGAAUCAAGUGAACCAAGGAAGUCUGUGGAGUCAACAAACAAGUCGUUGGUCCAGAUACCCCCACCUCCUGAAGUACCCCUGGUCUCAGCUUGUGGUGACAAGUCACCGUUUGACAGCCGAACUGUUGGUUUGGAGAGAUCCAGCGUUUCUGCUGAGCAGAUGAAGAAGUUUUUGUCUGCAAGCAUCAGUAAUGGAAGAGAAAACGGUCGUGCAGGAAACCCAUCCCUUUGUAAAAACGAUGUGUUUAAAGGUGCCGAUCGAAAAUCCACAGGCCAGAUUCCUAACAGCGGUCUGACGGACUGUAGAAACUCUGCAAAGAGCUUCCACCCACAGGUAUGUUGGUACCAGACAUCCCAGUGUGUGAUAGUAACAGUGAGACUGAUGAAUCCAGAGAACCAGUUCUGCGAUUUCUUUCCUGACAGAGUGACCUACAGUGGCACAGUGAACGGUCGGAUCUUCAGAACCUGCCUGGACCUGCAGCACAGAAUUGCAGUUGACAGGUGCUCCUGGGAAAUGAAGUCCAAUCAGCCAGUUCUCAAGCUAGUGAAGCAGCAGCAGGGACACUGGGACAGACUGGUCAGGGUCAAGAACAUUUUUGUCACGUUUGACACGGAGCACCUUGAUGAUGACAAAGAUGAGGAGUCAGAUGGACGGUGGUUCAGAGCAAACACAGGAGAGGAGGACGUCUACGUGAACUCUGAGUGUGACAGUGAGAGCGACUGAAGCUGCUCCACUUCAUUCUGUUUUCUAUGCUCUUCUACUCACUAUGAAGUUUGAAGUUAAUGUUGAGGAUGGGCAAGUUCUGUUUAAGAUUUUAGUUUAUUUUUUUGCGUUUAUGUGAAUUAAAACAGGCUGGUUUUGGUUUCACUGAGUUUGUCAUUGAGGCCAGAUUGAUCUCAUGUUCCAGAACGUUUCAGUAGGACUUGUGUUUGGAAACAUCAUUCUGGGCUCUGAUCAGACCAGCCAGGUCAUGACUGUUUCACAUUGCAUUUCAUUACAUCACCAGCUGUUCUGAAGCGUCACUGCUUCCAUGCACCACAGAAUUAUAAUUCAAUGCUCACAAUAAUUUAGAUUUAUUAUUUGCAUCGGUUCUUCUCCUAAUUGUUUGUAAUUCAAAUAAAAAACAUAAGUUAUCUUUGACAUUACUUUUAAUGAAUAAAAUAAACACAAUUUUCAUUAGUUUGAUAUGUGUUACCCCCCAAAUUAAGACAAUAAUAAAGAUGGAACCAAAUAACAAACAUU